AUGGUGAUUCAGUUGUGGAUUGCAGAAUGCUUAAUAAUACCAGAGCUGAAUAGUGAGAAAAGUUUGGAAAAAGUAGCUGAAGAAAACUUUGAUGAACUAGUGUCGAGGUCUCUAAUACUUCAACGAUCCAUUGAUGAUGAGUCAAAAGAGUUCAUUGGUGAUGAGGAAGUUUGCUUUGAAAUGCACGAUCUCAUCAAUGAUUUAGCUAUGGCAGUUUCAUCUCCAUAUUGCACUAGGUUGGACAAACAUAAGCCAGAUAUAAAGGUGCGAUACUUGACAUACGACAGAUUUGAAUAUAACUCAGACGAUAAAUUUGAAAAAUUGUAUGGAUUAAAAGGUCUACGAACUUUUCUACCCAUUCCGUUGCAAUAUAGAUGGGGUUAUGAUAAUUCUGUUUCGUCGAAGUUAUUUUCUGACUUGUUGUCGACAAUGACACAAUUACACGUGUUGUCUCUUUCAAACUAUAGAAAUAUCACAGAGUUACCCAACUCUAUUGGAAAUUUGGUUUACUUGCGAUACUUGAAUCUCUCCGAUACUUCGAUUAUAAUGCUUCCUUCAGAAACUUGCAAGCUUUACAAUUUGCAGACGAUGUUAUUGUCAAGAUGCGAGAAACUCACUGAAUUACCAAAAGACAUGGGGAAAUUGUUGAAACUACGCCACCUUGACAUCACUGGCACUAAGCUGAAGAAAAUGCCGGCUCAAAUAUCCAAAUUAGAAAGUCUACAAACAUUGUCGGACUUUAUUGUGAGCAGUGUCGAGGAUGUUGGGUUGAAGAUUGAAGAUCUUGGAAAAUAUCCCCAUCUUCGGGGAAGCCUUUCCAUCUCACAACUUGAAAAUGUAAUUGAACCAUCCGAUGCUUCCCAAGCAAACUUGGAGAUGAAAAAAGAAAUUGACAAGUUGGAACUAGGAUGGUCUUACAGUGCUCCUUCAAACUCACAAAUACAUAGUGUUGUAUUGGAACGAUUGCGUCCGUUGACAAAUUUGAAGAAUUUGACCAUCUCCGGAUAUGGUGGUGACAAAUUACCAAACUGGAUGAAUGAUCCUUUAUUUAGCAACAUGGUGUGUUUAAGGAUUUCAGGGUGUAAAAAAUGUUCAAGGCUGCCAUCCCUAGGGCAACUAGGUAGUCUUAAAGAACUUUUUAUUAGUGACAUGCAAUCAGUUAAGAGUGUUGGUACUGUCUUCUAUGAAAGUGGUUCUUCUUCAUUUCAACCAUUUACCUCUUUAGAAACUCUAAUCUUUGAAGAUAUGUCAGAAUGGGAGGAAUGGAAGUUGAUUGGAGGUACAUCCAUAGAGUUUUCUAGUCUUAUACGUUUGUCUCUAAAGCGCUGCCCGAAACUGAAAGAAAACAUACCUGGCAACCUUCCUAAGCUUCAAAGUUUGUCACUUGAAAAUUGUCCCGAACUUGAAGGGAUGACACCCAACAAUCUUCCUUCACUUGCCAACCUUAACUUAGGGGAUUGUCCCUUAUUGAUGGGGUCAAGACAUUCUAUUACAAACCCACCAUGUGACGUAUUCAGCCAAUUGGUGAUUUGUCUCAAUUCUCUUCAAAAGUUGACCUUACACGCAAUUUCAUCUCUAACAUCCUUUCCGAUAGACGGUCUUCCCAAAACCUUACAAUCUCUCUAUAUCAUUUCCUGUGAGAAUCUGGAAUUCUUUUCUCAUGAAUCUUUUCAUAAUUACUCAUCACUGGAGGAAUUGAAGAUAUCUGGUAGUUGUAAUUCAAUGACAUCAUUUACCUUGGGCUCUCUCCCUGUCCUCGAAAGAUUAUAUAUUUUCGAUUGUAACCAUUUAAAAUCCAUAUCAAUAGCAGAAGAUGCAUCGGAACCAAAUCUAGUGUUUCUAAGAAGCAUCACAAUAUGGAGUUGCAAUGAACUGGAGUUAGUUUCUCUAAGUGGGUUGCCAAUUCCUAAACUCACUUAUUUAAGUUUGCGGGACUGCGAGAAGUUAAGUUCUCUACCAGAAUCAAUAAAGACUCUAACUAGCCUUCAACAAAUGGAAAUUCGUGAGCUUCCAAAUCUCCAAUCCUUUUCCAUUGGUGAUUUGCCUAACAAUUUGCGGGAAAAGUCGGUCAGCAAAGUUGGAGGGAUUUUGUGUGAUACAACUUGGCAACAUCUCACUUCUCUUUCAAAGCUGACUAUUUUGGGUGAUGAUUUUGUGAAGGGGCUGAUGGAAAGCCGAGUUCCGUUUCUACCCACUAAUCUUGUUUCAUUAUAUAUCUAUAAUCUUGAAGAUAUAGAAUGCUUGGAUGGAAAGUGGCUUCAACAUCUCACCUCUCUCCAUGAACUUUACAUUUCUUUUUCACCCAAGCUCAAGUCGUUGCCAGAAAAGGGGGAUUUGCCUUCCUCUCUUAAAAAACAUCAUAUCACAUGGUGUCCAUUGUUGAAAGAAAAUUUGCAGAGGAAGAAAGGGAAAGAGUGGAGUAAGAUUUCUCACAUUCCCUCAAUAUAUAUAGACUUCAAACUUUUCAAAUAAAUUAUUACAUCAAGGUAGAUCUGUCCAAUGAUUUUCCCUACAAAUCUGAAUGACCGAUAUCCGGAAAAUUUCCAUACAUCUGUUGGGAGAUCCUCCACAUCAGUCAAGACACAUUCAUCCUAUAUUAGAGGCAUUCAGAAUUGGAGCAUCCCCGCCACCUUCAAGGAACAAAAGAGAGCCAUCUAGGAAAGACUCAAGAGUUUAAUUGAUCAUAGCAACAACUUUGCCUAGUUUUGUUGGAGACAUUGCAACACCUUUUUAUUGAUUUUUGUUUUUUGAUAAGUGAAUAGGUUACUUGAGUUCAGUUGCUGUAGUAAAAUGUAACAUGUAAAACAUAAAUAUGACUAAUAAAACGGAACUGCAGCUGCUCUGUAGUCGGAGACGUAGGCACAAUUGGCCGAACUUCGUUAUCAAAUAUCGUGUGUUCUCUUUAUGUAUUUUUUUCGUAUUUGUUUAGUUUUGAAUUGGAAUUGUUGUUCUAAUAAUUUAAAAUACAUUGAAUUUUGAACUCUCUUCUUGACCUGUAAUGAUGUCAUGAGUUUGCCAAAAGUAUAUCACAACAAAAUGAUUAGUAUGUGGCUGAAAACUUGGAUGAAGAAAUGGCAAACAUGUGUGUUUAACUGUUUAUUAAUGCAGUUCUCUGGUGAACAUUGAUCUUGAGAAGCAAGGGAAAUGUCACAUAAAAUGAGUGUUUUCAUAGUAUGGACUGGUAAACAUGCUGGCAUUAAAUUUGCUUAGAGUGUGGAGUUUGUCCAUAUUACUAAGAAAAGGAGAAUGAUCAAAUUUUAGGUAUGUCUGUCUUUAUAGGCGAAGCUUUUGUUUUAUUUCAAGGGCUUAUUUUAUGUAUAACACAUGAUGGGUAUAGUUGGAUGACUAAACUGUUCUUUUUAGAGAGGCUUAAUAUUUGCAGGUGAAUGGUUUGCAUGCAUUUUGUGUUACGACGUACAGAAGUGCAUCGUUCGCCACAGCCGUGAUUGUUACCAACACAGCGGUGCAUGGCUCGACACAGCCGUGAUUGUUACCAACUUGUGCUUCAGUACAUUAUGGAUUCGGUUGGCCUUAACAAGUGACAUGAAUCUUGACACAAAUACCUUCGAUAAUCUGUUCCAUAUUUGUAAUCGUGAAUGAAGCCUCAACUCAAGCAUCUGAUCAUUAUAACAAUCACCUUCAUUCCUUGGAUUACCUAGUACACAAGAAACCAAAUUAGUCAUUGAUACUAAUGAUCAUUACAGCCAGCACCAUCACCCUUAUUUUUUAUUUAUUUUUAAAUUAGACUCGUUUUUUAAAAAUUAGAACAGAGUCUUCAUAUUGAUUGGUCCGACUAUGCCAACUAGUUUUUUUUUUGUUACAUGUAUAUGUGGAUUUGUUGUUUACAUGUAUGUUGAUUGCAGCUUUUUCUUCUAUACGUUGCAACAACUUAAUAAUUCUUGUUAAGCUGCAUUUCCUUCUUCUACAUUGCAUUUUCUGCAUCCAGUCUUACUAUCUUACUUUGUUGAACUAAGUCAUGGCGGCUAUUGUUGGAGGAGCACUUCUUGCAUCUGCGAUGGAGAUGUUGGUGAAAAAGAUUGUUUCUCGUGAAUUAUUGAAUUAUUGAAUUCUCGCAACAUUCAUUAUGUUUUCAACAUCUGAACCACAGUUUCCACCAAUUGUUCUCCGCUUAGUCAUUAUCGUUGUUGCGCUUACUCAGUUCGCCAACUCAAGGUAAGACUUUUUCCCUCCAAUUUUCAGUUAUUGAAGCUUUGGUAACUAAUUUAGAAGGUUUUGUCGGUUAGACCUACUAUAUCACAUUGAAUUUUCAAGAUGAGCAACCAAAAAAAUCCAAACAUGACAUUGUCGUUUUUUUGCUUCUCAUGUGAAUACUUCCUGGUCUUUUGGAACGAAUAAAUGUAACACUAAAUGCAAGUGAUUAUCUUUGGUAUACAAAUAGUGUUGAUAUAGGUUAUCCUUUCUACAUGGAGGCGAGCUCCCGACUCUCGUUGUUCCGUCCACAAGCCAUGUUGUUCAUGUUUUCAUCAAUUGCCAACUUUCUAGUAUGUAAAUUUACUUGCAUUCUGUUUAUACCUAUUUCUACCUGAUUUUUAAAAGUAAAGAUAUACAUGAUUAAAACUAGGUUCUACCUAUGCAUAUUGGCAAGUUAAACCUUCGUGCUGGAACAAACAGAAUAGCUCUUCUCAGUGUUGCAAUCAGACUUC
Molecule: messenger RNA, 4664 nt
Organism: Vicia villosa (hairy vetch)
Lineage: Eukaryota; Viridiplantae; Streptophyta; Magnoliopsida; Fabales; Fabaceae
Product: putative disease resistance RPP13-like protein 1
Exons: 3
Coding region: 1-2472 (823 amino acids)
Source: RefSeq, a predicted model, not a curated record